Emiliania huxleyi CCMP1516 is the source of this 549-nucleotide messenger RNA. RefSeq lists its product as hypothetical. Gene Ontology annotation, cellular component: nucleus; cytoplasm. The transcript has a single exon. The coding region runs from base 1 to 549 and encodes 182 amino acids. The record is from RefSeq and is a predicted model, not a curated record. Gene Ontology annotation, molecular function: ubiquitin protein ligase binding; protein tag activity. Lineage: Eukaryota; Haptophyta; Isochrysidales; Noelaerhabdaceae. Gene Ontology annotation, biological process: modification-dependent protein catabolic process; protein ubiquitination.
AUGCAGAUCUUCGUCAAGACGCCGACCGGCAAGUCCAUCACGCUUCGCAUCGCGGCCUCUGACUCGAUGAACUUCUUGAAGGCGCAGAUCGAGGACAAGGAGGGCAUCCCGCCCGACCAGCAGCGCCUGAUCUUUGCGGGCAAGCAGCUCGAGGACGGCCACACCCUGUCGGACUACAACAUCCAGGAGGAGUCGACCCUGCACCUUGUCCUCCACCUGCGCGGCGGCAUGAUGCACAUCACGAGCGGCCGCCUCGACUACGAGGACCUCGCGAAGGUCAGGUGCCGGCUCGAGCUGCGCACCAUCGACGGCGGCACGCUCGACACCAUCGACAUCACGGGCGCCACCACGUGUGCCGACGUCAAGGCGGCGGCGACGGCAGCGCUCGCCAAGGCGGCUCGCGACAAGGAGGUGGACGACAUGAGCGAGGCGGACGCCAAGCGCCUCCUCAAGCAGAUGCUGCAGCGGGGGCAGGCGGGCUCCUCCUCGGCCGCCCACGCGCCCGACGACGCCCCCAAGAAGCAGCGGCUCGGCGGCCCCCCCGCGUGA